This is a messenger RNA of Bipolaris oryzae ATCC 44560, 1281 nucleotides long. RefSeq lists its product as uncharacterized. Gene Ontology annotation, molecular function: O-methyltransferase activity. The transcript has 2 exons. The coding region runs from base 1 to 1281 and encodes 426 amino acids. NCBI's taxonomy places the organism in Eukaryota, Fungi, Ascomycota, Dothideomycetes, Pleosporales, Pleosporaceae. The record is from RefSeq and is a predicted model, not a curated record.
AUGCGAGUACCAAAAUAUUCCAGGGAUAUCAUAGAGUCUUUGGACUCUAUUCAACUCACACACUUUGCCAACGAUGCAGAGCGGUAUGAAGCCAAAGAAGCUGCUCGACGCUUGCUAAAUCGUCUCGAGACGCCGUUUGAGCAGGGUUGGAGGCUUUCGCUAGAGAAACCUGUGCUUAUCGCUGGUAUUCAGGUUGCUCUUGAUCUUGGUAUUUGGGAAAAAUGGACCAAGGCGGAUAAGAAGAAGCCAGGUGCGGCUGUUGACCUGGGGCAAUUGUUGAAGUGGGCCAACAAACAUAUUGAGCCAAACUUGUUGCGGAGAUUUUUUAGGCAUCUUGCUGCCCUCUAUGUGCUCGAAGAAACGGAUGUUGAUGCCUGGAAACCAACGCCUUACUCACUGUCCCUUGGAGAUACGGAAUCACAUACUGACCAGAUCACUCAAUGCGGGUAUGUCCGAGCCUUGACAGCGAUGUUUGAUUCAUCAAUAGCCUCCCUACUGACGCAUUCAGCACCGAUCACACAAUUCCCACCGGAAUCAAUCUUCCCCGGUUCCUUCAAAAAAUACAACUACCGUGAGCCCAUUGACUUGCAGGCUCUCGACAACUAUCGCGACAUGACUAACGGCACAGAUUUCUUCGCUCUCUGCGCGGCAGAUCCAGAGGGCAAAGGUAGCAGUUUCAUGGGCCUCAUGACAGCAUUGCAAAACCAUAAGAUGUCAUGGACUGACGUAUACGAUACCCGCAAGAUCAUACACGGAGCCGAUAUAUCGUCGGGAAAGCCUUUAUUUGUUGACAUUGGCGGUGCCCACGGCCUCGACACAUCACACCUUCUGGAACGACAUGGCGAUCUCCCCGCCGACGUGCUUAUCGUGCAAGAUACUCCUGAAGUCGUCGCUAUGCCUAUUGAGCAUCUCGACCCGCGUAUCGUAAAGCAAGCCUACGACUUCUUCACCCCGCAACCCCAACUCCACGCCCGCGCAUACUUUUUCCAUGCAGUGCCGCAUGACUGGCCCGACGCCGACUGUGUGCGCAUGUUUUCGCAGGCCAAGGCUGCAUUCAAGCCGGGGUACUCGAAGCUUUUGAUCUAUGAGGUUAUGCUUCCGAAGAAAGGGGCGACGAGUCUGAUGACGACGUUGGAUUUGCAGUUGAUGAAUUGUACGAGUGGAAUGGAGAGGACGGAGGAGCAUUGGGAGCGGUUGCUGUGCGAGGCUGGAUUUAGGAUCGUGGAGAUUAGUCGGCAUCCUCGGGCUGUGGAAAGUGUUACUGAAGCGGAUUUGAGGUGA